GGCUGCCCUCACUGUGCCUGACAGCUGGGCUGUGACUAGGACCCCAGAGAGAGGCUGCCCUCACUGUGCCUGAUAGCUGGGCUGUGACUAGGACCCCAGAGAGAGGCUGCCCUCACUGUGCCUGACAGCUGGGCUGUGACUAGGACCCGGGGAGGAGGCUGCCCUCACUGUGCCUGACAGCUGGGCUGUGACUAGGACCCGGGGGGGAGGCUGCCCUCACUGUGCCUGACAGCUGGGCUGUGCUAGGACCCCAGAGAGGCUGCCCUCACUGUGCCUGACAGCUUACAUGCUCAGUACGUCAUCAUGACGCGCCAGUGUCUAGCCAGGAGUGGUGUCGCCAUAUUUUUGCGUCACUGACUGGCCCCGCCCCUUUAGCAGGAGCACAGCUCUGACUGCAGCUUCAGGAGAAGGAGAGACCUGGGAGCCACAUUACCAGACCCAGCCUAGCCCAGCCCAGCUGCCAUAGCAUUAACAUGUAACAUAUACACUGUAUCCAGACUCUCCACCUGAAACCAGAACCACAGCAAACAGAACCUGAACCAGGCUUAGAGGGACCCAGGCAGCAGCACAAACAGAACCAGGCUCAGAGGGACCCAGGCAGCAGCACAAACAGAACCAGGCUCAGGGGGACCCAGGCAGCAGCACAACCACAAACAGAACCGGACCCAGGCUCAGAGGGACCCAGGCUCAGAGGGGCACAAACAGAACCGGGCUCAGAGUGACCCUGGCAGCAGCACAACCACAAACAGAACCAGAGGGACCCAGGCAGCAGCCCCAGCAAUCUGCCAGCAUGUAUUACUGCAAUGGAGAUAACUGCAACCAGACUGACAAUGCCAAGGUAUUCACUGUCUAUUUAUAAUACUUCCUGUAAUACACUGUGAUUUAUUAUAAACUAUAGCAGUCUUAGACAGCACCAAUAUAAUGUACCAAGCACAUACACUGGGUUAUUCAACAGUGUUAACUGUCAGGACUUGGAUUUUCUAAUUCUAAUGCCAAAAUUAGGGGUUAGAAAUAUUAAGGGGCUCAUUCACUAAGGAGCGGAUUGUAGUUAGUUUUAUAAUGAAUUGCAUGGUUAAGGCUGAAACAAGCAAGCUGGAAAUCUUUCCUGGUCUGCUUUUGUGGCCUCAGUUUUGCGUUCACGACAGUUCACUGUUUUUAAUAAAUAAACCACUGCAUGGGCUAAAAUGCAAAAUUCACUUUAAAUUCCAAGCAAUUCACACUUUAGUGAAUAAGUCUGAUAAUCUGUUUCACGCUGUUUAAAGACAACAUUUGGGCACCAUAGCAACUUCAUCGGUAUGAAGUUAUGGUACGAAGAGGUUGCUGGUAUGUGCUUUCCUGUAGAUGUUAACCCCAAAGUCUUUAACCCCCCCCCCCCCCAGCUUUUAGCUCUGCUCCUCUCCUUCUACUUCUUUUAAUAGGGAGUGUCGGCACCCCGUUUAUAAAAAGGACUUGAGAAAAAAUGGUACAAUACUCAAGCUGUUUUGUGAAUGAUGAGCUACUGAUUGGCUUAGGGUUCUCAGCCAAUUUGCAGUGCAUCCCUAUCCGAGUCUUUUUGUUUAAAGAAUCAGAGAGAAGUGAAAGGUCAGGGUCAUUGUGCUGGAUAAACAACUUUGGGGUUAAAUUGUUUUAUUUUGAAGAAAUGAAAGCUAAUAAAUUAAAAAUCAGCAGCAUUCGCAGAAUUCUGCACUUUGAUCAACACUGCAUAUAUAUCCAAAUCUAAUCUUCUGUUGUUACUUGUAAUUCAAGUUUACCAAAUCAGGGUUCAGAUGCAAAGUUCAGAAUAUAAAUGCUAUUCUUUCAUCCACACUCAUAACAUGAGAAUUCAAUCACCUAUACUAUCUUGCUCAAUUAAUAAGGAAUUGCAAGUUUUCUCUCUGAUUGGAACAAUUAUGUAGUUCUGGUAUAAAACGUGCAGAUUCUUUUUCCAUUAUCCACGAUUCAAAGCUUAGAGCAGGGGUGCACAAAAGAUGUAGAUCCUCAGAUGUUGUAGAACUACAACUCCUACGAUGCUUUGCAUCACGGAAGCCGUGGUUUUAAAACAUUGGGGAUCUACCUUUUGGGCACCCCUGGCUUAGAGAAUAGCUCCACUGGUGAUGCUUAUUAGUGAUAUUCCCACUAGCUUCAAGGCUGUUUUAUGUGGUGUUCUAAAGUGAAUGGUUAACAUGACAGUAUGAUGAAAAAAAUCUUCAGAUCCCUGCUCACAUUAUUGAUAGUACCAUGAUGAACCACGUGUUUGGGAAAACGUCCUUGUGACUUUGUAACUUACAAGUAACCGAUUGGUGAGGGCAAAAAGUUACAAUGAACAGAGGUCUUGUCUCCACAUUCAGCAUUUUUUUCCUGAACCAAAUUUGUGCAGUAUCCCACAACUCUUUAUUGUAAUCUUAAAAUUGUGCUUGAAAAGUGACAGUAAUUUGACAUUUUGAUUAUAGGAUAAGGGGCAUCCAAGGAACUUGAUCCCAGAGUUAUGCAGACAGUUCUACCAUUUGGGUUGGGUGACAGGAACUGGAGGAGGUAUCAGUCUGAAGUAUGGGUGAGUUAUCUAUUGUAUCUAUAUAAAUCUUUCAAUAAAUAAGCAGUGUCGAAAUUGGAUUACUGACUUUUUUGUAUUAAGGUAACAGAAGUCCUGACAUAUUUGUGUUUGUCAAGUACUCUUCUGUUAAAGAUGAACUGUCCACUAUCUCAGUUUAUUUGGGACUGCACAGGCAGUUAUAACAGAUUUAAGUGUUUGAGGUCCGCUGAUCACUUGGUCACAACUAGGCUCUGUUUAGAUGGCGAUAUCUAUCUACUUUCCUCUCUGUUUUUAUAGUACCGUUGAGGCUCCAAGUUAGCCUAUUCAUGCUAUUUUAGUUGAGGAAAUCUAACCUUAUUUACAGGUGGCUCUGUCUGUAAAUAGUUAGAGACAUGCUGGUGUACAAAGCAUGUUGCACAGUGUUACACUGUUCCUUUUUCUGCAUAUAAUGUUCCCUUUUCUGCAUAUAGCUUUUUUGUAUUUAUCAUUUUAGGGAGUUUUUAUUUGGUUUUAUGUUUAUCAAGUAUUUCUUUGGGUAGUUUUCCAAAUGAUCUAUUUGUCUUGACGAAACUUCUUGUAGGUGCAUAGAUUAACCCCUUAAGGACCAAACUUCUGGAAUAAAAGGGAAUCAUGACAUGUCACACGUCAUGUGUCUUUAAGGGGUUAAACAAUACCUGUGGUUCAAGCUGUAUAAAAUAAUUUUCUUUUGGUUAGAUGUUUUCUUAAAUACUAGGGUUUUAUUACUGUCAUAAAUUAUAACUUGGGUAUAUGAAAUGUGGCAGUCAUAUCCGAAAACACCAAAAUUAUAACUCCCUCCCCCCUCUGUGUAUACGUCAUGGCAUCUGCAUAAAUACAUAUUACAUGACAUUAAAGCUUUGGGGCUUACCACAUUUUUAAUUUUCCAUCAAAGAAGUAUUAUAAAGGUAAACAUGCAAGCAACAAAAAAUUAUAAUGUACAAAGGAGAAUGAAAGAUCCAUUUAAACUAUAAAGGGCCUUUUCAAUGUGUUGGAGCCUGAAGGUGUCAAACUAGAAUUGCUUGUUUUGUUCCCCAGUCAGUUCAGAGAGUGGGCUGGACAUACUUUGUCAUUUCGGUAAUGAUCAAAGUAGCAGUCCCAGAUGUGUAAGGAGAAUGUGACAAAACAGAUCGGGACAGCCUUACAGGCUACAGGCAACCUCUGGCACACUUUCUGUGGAACCUCGAAUUUUUCAGUGAAACCAGGCAAACGACUGUCAGUAUUCCUCCGGCCUCAUAAUAGGGAAACUAUUCUGGUUUCUAUUCAUGACUGGCUUAUAGAACAAAUAUAUACAAGGACCACUAUUUGCUUCCUGAUCUUUAUUGUACAUUUCUUAUAUAUAAUCCCCAUUAUCUACGCAGAGUCUUGGCAUUGCACCAUGUUCGCUCAAAGUAAAAUUGAUACUGUUAUAAACUCCAUAUUAAAGUGUAUCAUCUCUGCCAACUUAGGUCUCAUUUUAAUAUUGUUUGAAAAGCAUUUCUGGUUUAUUAUAUAUUGGAUAAGCUUUUUAAAUUAUUUAAUAUUCUGCAAAAUAUUUUAAUGUCAUAUUUUGAUAUAUAUAUAUAUAUAUAUCAAAAUAUGACAUUAAAUAUAUAUAUAUAUAUUAGUGAUGUCGCGAACGGUUCGCCGCGGACUCAUCAUUGAGUAAACUUUGACCCUGUACCUCACAGUCAGCAGACACAUUCCAGCCAAUCAGCAGCAGACCCUCCCUCCCAGACCCUCCCACCUCCUGGACAGCUCACUAAGAAUGCAGCUUCACAAUGAAUGUAAAAUGGAUGCUGUCCAGGAGGUGGGAGGGAGGGUCUGCUGCUGAUUGGCUGGAAUGUGUCUGCUGACUGUGAGGUACAGGGUCAAAGUUUACUCAAUGAUGAGUCCGCGGCGAACCGUUCGUGACAUCACUAUAUAUGAUAUAUUUUAUUUCAUAUUUACAUUUUUUUUUUUUUAAAGAUUAUCCAAAAAUAUGAAAUAAUGUAAAAAGCAAAUACCAGAAAUAUUAAAUCAAUGCCUUAUUCAGGUCAAAUUAGGUUAGCACCUAUUUAUGUUUGACAGAUUUGUGGACCCUUUAGGCAGGAAGCUAUUGAGGUCCAGCACUGGAACAGUUUGUAUGUGCAUUCUGUAACUGUUUCACUAGAGGUCACUACACAUUAAGUUUAAAACAUUCUUUGAACUGAGCAGUUAUUCAUUGGCAUUCAUAUAAGUAUUUUAUUUAAUAUGUGACAGUGUAUUAUGAGCUAGAUAUAUGGGAUGACUAGGCAUCUUGUGAUUUCGUAGUUUUGCAACAAGUAAAUGCUAACAUGUUGACUACUUCUGAUCUAUAAUGUAAUUAAUCUGAAUUUGUACCCCUGAUCCAAAGUGUAGCCGUUCAGGAACAGAAUGUAGAAUGUUGCUACAAUCACAAUAGUUUACAGUCUAAUAGUAACUUUUUGAAUAAGAGUUCUGAAGAUAAUAAUGGUUGCAUUCUAUGGGAUAAGUGUAUACUAUGUUUCUUACUCAUGGUUGCAUUCUAUGGGAUAAGUGUAUACUAUGUUUCUUACUCAUAGGGUUUUCAUUUGGAUGUUUAUUACCAUAGAUCUAGACAAUUUAGUCACUAAAAUGGGAAAUGUGGAGAUUUCACAGGAGAAUUACAGAUGGAAAGUCAAAUUUGCCACCAAGUUAGAUUAAAUGGAAUGUCCACCAUAACUGUUUUUGAGCUCUCUCUUCUGGUCUGCAGUUAGCGGUUUCCUUGUCAGUUCUCCUCUAUUCAUAGUUUAGUGAAUUUAUAUUUCUAAUUAUGUAAUCUGAUUAUUCUAAUUUGUUUGGUUAUCUUUUCUUUUCCCCCACCCAUGUUUGCCAGGGACGAGAUUUAUAUUGCACCUUCUGGGGUCCAAAAAGAAAGAAUUCAGGUACGGAAUUAAUGGUUUCAAGAUAUUACUUCUUAAAGGGAAACUAUAGUCACCAAAACAACAUUUGCGUAAUGAAGCUGCUUUUGGUGUAUACAUCAUACUCCUACAGUCUCACUGCUCAAUUCUCUGCCAUUUAGGAGGUAAAUCACUUUUGUUUCUGUCCGUCCAGCCUAGCGACACUUCCCUAACCUCCCCUGACUGUGACUCACACAGCCUGAAUGAAAAAAAGUGGUUUCAAUUUCAAUCAGAUGUCAUUUACUUUAAAAGUUUUUUAAUAUAAAAAAAUCAGGGUGCCUUACCUAUCAAUCCACACACACAGACCGCUGUUCCCACUGCUAAAAACCAUGAGAGGGUGCUGCACCCGACUCUACCUUUCUUGGGAGUCUAAGACGCUGGUUUGCUACACUUGAGGCUUGCGGCCUACACGAGGCUGAGUCACGGGGAAGCGGCUGAUCCCCGGGCUCAUAAGCUAUAGCUGAGACCCCUGCAAAUCACUCUCUGUUGUAAAAUUGUGCCUGUCUAAUCCACUACCCCACUUGUCUUAUAUGUUGUUACACUGGAGGAUUGCCGUCGGGGCAACUAAAGCACAUUUGUACCAUUCAUAUGCUCAGCAAAAAAAAUUGAAAAAGUGUUUAUAUCUUGCUCUGCAGGUUCUAGCAAGCUAUUAACAGCACAGGAGAUUCAAAUUUCAGUUAAACAGAAUUUGCAAUAAAGGAAGUGUAAACAUUAGAUCUCUCUUUACAGGAAGUCUUUAGGAAGGCUGUGCAAGUCGCAUGCAAAAGAUGUGUGACCAGGGCUGUAUAAACAAACUGAUUUAACUCCUAAAUGGCAGAUAAAUGAGCAGUAGGAUUGCAGUGGCAUGAUCUACAGUAUAAACCAAAACUGCCUAAUUCAGCUAAAGUUGUUUUGGUGACUAUAGUGAGUGUCCCUUUAAGGUUUUGUUUGAGACAAGAGUAAAAGACUGUUAUUUAAGUAUUAAAAACAAUAUUUGCGGGAGACCCUGACCGGACUCCCACAACUGCCGCCACCACCACCACCACUCUGUUUACUCUCAUCUCUCUAAAACUUUGCUGUGGAUCGAUGGAUGGGCAGAAAGGGGGGGGGGUAUAUCUACAUUGUAAUGUUGUGGGUUUUUUAUUUUUUUUAUAUAUAUAUAUAUAUAUAUAUAUAUAUAUAUAUAUAUUCCUUUUAGGCUUUCAGGUUAUGGUGCCUGGAAUUAAAAAAAAAAAGGGGAAUAAAACCCAUUAAAUGUUCUUUUAUUCUCUUCCAUCAGUGGCAUAGUCUCAUCACUGUGGUCCGAUCAUAUUUUGGUGACGGCAUCAGGACUUAUGACUUUGGUACAAUCAGCUGUAUCUCAUAGAGAAGCAUUGAGGACACAUGGCACAUGAACAGCUAUUGCCAUGCUCUGCUCAUCCAAUUCCUCUCCAUGAUUGAAGAAUUAAAUACAUAUUAUGUCCUACUUUUGCCAGUGAUCAUAUCUUGUUAGAAACUAUAAAUAAUUUUUAUGCUAAAUAUUUUGUUUUUCCCACAGCCUGAUGAUUUGUUUAUUUGUGACAUUGAUGAAAGAGACAUCAGCUGUCCUCCUCCAUAUAAAAAUCUGAAGAAAAGCCAGUGCACACCGCUUUUCAUGAAUGCUUAUACCAUGAGAGGUACAUGUCCUUUCUAAUCACUGAGACUGCAUUACUGAACAUGCAACCAAUGUAGAAAUAAUAUGCACAUUCGUAAUUAAUGAACAUUUAACAGUUUGUUUGUUUUUUGGAACUAACCAUCUACCAAGCGUUGUGAUACUGAUUGAUCCUUAUACGUACAAGCUUUGUAUAUAUGGUAAAAAAAAUUAUUUGUAUUUAAAUAAAUACAUAUCUAUAUUUUUGUACUACUUUACUGCUUAUACAGUGUAUUGCAAGCAUGCGCAUAAUACCCAUCAGGGGUGAAUUUCUACUUGCCAGGGCUAAAUUUGUCCUUGCAAGUGGAAAUUUUGAGCGCUAUACAUCACAUUAUACAUGCCGUUAGCAUUUGGACAUUUGUUUAUGGUCUGCACAUUUUUAUUUAAAGGAACACUAUAGUCACCAGAACAACUGCAGCUAAAUUUAAUGGUUCUGGUGUCUACUGCCUGGCCCUGCAUGCUUUUUAAUAUAAACACUGCAUAUUCAGAGAAAAGGCAGUGUUUAGUUUGAGUGACUGCCACAGGAGGGGUCCCUAGGCAGCAGAUGGCCACUAGAGGUGCUUCCUGGGUCAGUGCUGCAUAUUUUUGACAUGUUAUGUGAGUGUUUGCAGCUGCAAACAAUCUGCACAAUAUAAUAGUUCUCAUCUUUCCAGGGGCUGGUGCUGUGAUACACACUCACUCGAAGGCAGCGGUUAUGGCUACAUUGCUUUUCCCAGGAAAGGAAUUCCGGAUUACACACCAGGAAAUGAUUAAAGGGAUUAAGAAAUCCACUUCUGGGGGCUAUUACAGGUACGACCCAAUCUCUUUCUAGCUGUGUACUUUUCCAAAAUGUUCAUAAUUGAUAUCUGCAUAGAACGUCCUUUGUAUAGUCUUGGUAAUAAUACUAGCACAGUAGCACUGUCUUUGUUGGGGUCUACACACCCAAAAUGAGGAGAUCUGCACUUACUUUCUCGAUGCUCUGCUCAUCCACAUUUUUGUUCUGCUGUCCCUUUGUCUCCUGGUGGCUUUAUUUGCUAGAAGCUACAUCACUGGUGCACUCUCUCAGGUGUGGGAGAAGACAAAAACGGUGAUCGAUUCUAUGGCUCUUUGAUCAGUUAGACACAUGUACACCCGUUAGUCGUCUGGAGGGACAACUGAGGGGAAAUGGCAAGAUGCAGCAGAUGGAAGAUACUUGAUCCCCUGCUUUCUCCCAUCUCCCCAAAGAUUGGCCUCUUCAUACCAUAUAAUGAUCCUGACUUCCUCAUGAUCCCUUUUAUUCACAUUGAAAUCUCAGUGAAAUUGUAUCUGUUUGUUUUAUUUUUAUAAUUUUGGGUUAUAUGUAUGCUUGUUUAUAUUUUUGUGGACAUAUGAAGAACAUUCUAAUAAUCCUGAUUUUAAAUUAUUUCUGCCAGAUAUGAUGAUUUGUUAGUGGUACCCAUUGUGGAGAACACUCCAGAAGAGAAAGACCUGAAAGAUCGUAUGGCACGAGCAAUGAUCGAAUAUCCCGACUCCAGUGCUGUUCUUGUACGCCGCCACGGGGUCUAUGUCUGGGGAGACACCUGGGAGAAAGCAAAAACAAUGUAAGCAUUUUCAUAGUGGGUACUACACUAUUUCUUAAUGUUUACAUAGAUUAAAAUAAAAUAAGAUGAUUAUCACCUCAAAGCAACACAAUCAAAAAUUUAAUAAUAUAUCUAAAUUAAAGGUACCUAUGGAAGCUGAAUUACUCUGCAAAAUUGGUGUUUAUUUUUGUGUAUGGAUGAUUCACUGUAAAAACUUUCCGUUAUUAGAUUGUAAUUUACCAUCAAAACCUGUGUGUUUGUUUUGAAUUCUAGUUUAUUGAUUAUUUUUUUUUUAAGAUUAUGUAUAAAAAAGAUUAAAAAAAGAGGCUUAUUGCAAAGUAAUGCCAAAAACAAGGACAUUUAUGAUGAAAAAUUGAUCCAAAGAUGAACCUUAAAGCGACACUAAAGACAUCCAGAUAAGUUUAUCUCAAAGAGGUGCUCUGGGUGCAGUGUGCCUCUUUAAAAUUAGCAAUGUAAACAAACACCAGUGGCACUUUUAGUGCACUGACGAACUCUGUCACGUGAUGCGGAAGCUCAUAGAAAAGCCUUAAUUACAAUGCUUUCCUAUGGGGAAGCUCGCAUGUACAUCUGGUCCACAAUGCUACUCUUUGUAGAUCAUUAGAUUGGACCAUGUCCAGAGAAUACCAUGCCUCAUCGAUGAUGUCACAGGAGGUGAGUAGCGCAGAGGGAGCCUUAUUGUAAGAGCUCUUACAACAGGUUUAUCAAAUACACUUAAGUUCAUUUAGCACUAGCAUUAUUUAAUUUGAUUCCUAUGUUAAAAUUCGUGUAGGAUCCACCAAUAUUGGAGUACUGUGGCGUAGUGUCAGGCUGAACACGAUAUGACUAUAUCGUGGAAUUUAAUCCACAUUUGUUUGCUGUGAUAGGUGAUGUAGAUCUGUAUGUUUGUGUGCGAUGUUACUGUAAAUUGACCAUGUAAAGUCAGAAUACAGUGUAUAUGAAUAAACUUCAUCACAUCGAUCAGCCUGUAAAGAAAUGGUUAUGCUGCCAUUUCCCGUAAUCUCAAUCUCCCCUUUCUCUCUUCAAGGUGUGAGUGCUAUGACUACCUGUUUGAUAUCGCUGUGGAAAUGAAACAACAUGGCCUGGACCCUUCAGCUCUCCCUGGUGAAGAAAAAGGAAUAGUUUAAUGCCUUCAACCUUGAUCAAAGCAAUUUUACCAUGAUACGUAAUCCUUGAGCUAACAGAACUUUUGUACAGAGGAGUGAGAAAAAUUUCACUCUCUGCAUAUUUGUUAGCCGUCUCUCCUCAUUCAUCCAUCGGUGAUAUCCUCAUUGGUUUUAUGCUCUCCGUAUUAAUGAUCUAAACACGUACAGACCCGUUGAUGUAGCACUAUUGGUCGGUUAUUAACAAACUAUGCGCACAUAGUUGAGUCCCUCAAAUGCUUAUAAUUAUAAUUUUUUUAAUUUUUUAUUUUUUAUUUGUAAGUAGAGAUCAGAUUGUCAUAAAUGCUGUGAUACGUUUCCUUGGGUAGACUUUUACAAUAGCUAUCUAAGGCAGUAUGGGGAAAACAUACCCGUUCUGCAUUAUCUGUUGCUCAGCUUCCUAUAACAUGAUCUACCUCAAGCUGGGGGAUUCUUACAGUGUUCUUUAAAUUCAGCACAUAUUUAAGUGAAGUACAUAGCACAGUGCACCCCAUGUUUGAGGAUUAUGCUAGACUCGUAUGUCUGCAACAGUUUUAGCAACCUAAUGAGCUGGAAUAUGGCUAAAUCAGAAUGUGCAGUUAAACAGAAUUAUAGUGUUUGACUCUUAGAUUUUCAUAUGACCAUUUGUCUUUUCUGCCGAAAAAUACAAAUGCCUUAUUGGCCAAAAAUAUGCCAACCACUAGGGUUUUGAGCAGCAAAAUUAAGCACAAUAUGACUAAUGCUGAGCAUUUAUAUAUUGACGAAGCUGGCGAUUGAUUUACUGCCCUGUUGUCUUGGAAUAAUCAUUGGUGUUGUACACUUUUUAGCAGUGUGAUGUUGUUGAAUGCAUGAUGGGUUGAAUUAUCUUAAUAUAUAAUUAUCUGUUGUCUCCUAUUGUUAUUAAACAAAACAUCACAAAUCACUACCUUUUGUCUUCUAGCGUUUUUUUGCACCUUGAUACGGUUAAAUGAGGCACCCUAGGUACAUUUGAAAGCAG
Messenger RNA from Pelobates cultripes (western spadefoot toad), 10743 nucleotides. The record is from the annotation of a GenBank genome assembly. NCBI's taxonomy places the organism in Eukaryota, Metazoa, Chordata, Amphibia, Anura, Pelobatidae.